Messenger RNA from Chlamydomonas reinhardtii, 849 nucleotides. RefSeq lists its product as uncharacterized. The transcript is spliced from 2 exons. The record is from RefSeq and is a predicted model, not a curated record. NCBI's taxonomy places the organism in Eukaryota, Viridiplantae, Chlorophyta, Chlorophyceae, Chlamydomonadales, Chlamydomonadaceae. The coding region runs from base 138 to 317 and encodes 59 amino acids.
CCAUAGUAGUUACAGGCAAUCACACAUCACCACACAGGAUCCAGACUCGACAGCCGGCUACGAACUGUUGCUUCAUGCUGAAAUGCUGAAACAGCAACAAAACUGACCUAUAAUAGCAGUGUAGAGAAGGUAACUCCAUGCCGCGAACAGGCCCUGCUGGCGCGGCCCGGGGUCCGGGCUGCCACCGCCCACACGCGCCGCAGCACCUGGCCACGGUGCCGCGGUGGACGUGCGGGCGGGCGCACCUGCGCGGCUGUGUGUGCUGCGCUGUUGGCGCGCGGCGACGACAGUGGGGUGACUGCCAUGGCCGCAGAUGAUGCAGAGGAGCUGGGCGGUAGAGGCGUGAGCCCAUCGUGUCGGUGCUGCUAUUGCACCUACCCCGGCCUCCAUCCUGGACGCGGUCACCGCCCACACAGGGUGCGCGCGACGGUCUUGGGGAGGCGCUGGCGCGUGCGUGACGGCAGCUGGCCUCGGACACCGCGCACGCCAUUUCAGAGGCGACUGAGGGUGCAGUGGCGUCAUGGCGGUCGUGGCCAGCCCGCCGGUGCCUGCAGCCCGCGCAGGCGCGCCGGCACGAGCCGCUGGUGGUGGUGCUGGUGGCAAAGGAGCGGUCCAGAGCAGUGGCGACUGUGGUGCGCAGUAGCAGCUGGUAAGAAGCAGCAGCUGCAGGCUGGAAGCUGUGGUAGUACGGCAAUUGGGCUUGGUUGCUUCGGACUUCAAUGCUGCUUGAUCAUGAUGUGAUGUGAGACAGUGUGAGGCAGCCAAGCAUCGGCUAAAGUGUCCGCACACUGGGUGUAAGCUAGCGAAGCACCGACCUGCGCUUGUGCGUGCCUUUGGAAAGGAGUGAUG